AUGAUGCAUCUCCUGAGCUUGGACGAGUAUGGCGAGCUUUCGCUGGGAACAUACGACGAAGAUAAAUGUCCACCGUAUGCUAUCCUAUCCCAUACCUGGUACGCCGACGAGGACGAAGUCACGUACAAUGAUGUGAUCAAUGGCCGGGGCAAGAACAAACCUGGGCGCGAUAAGAUCAUGUUCUGCGGCGAGCAAGCCCAGAAGGAUGAUUUGAGGCACUUCUGGGUGGACUCCUGCUGCAUCGACAAAACCAGUUCAGCAGAACUCAGCGAGUCCCUCAACUGCAUGUUUCGCUGGUACCGGAACUCGCGAAAAUGCUAUGUAUACCUGUCCGACGUGGCAAUGAUGCAAGGCGAUAGUCACCCACCAACUUUAUACAGCUGGGAGGCUACCUUUCAGCAGUGCCGAUGGUUUACUCGUGGCUGUAAUGCUUACCCGAAGUGGGGGAAAUGGAUAUAUCCACUAACCUUUUCGAUGUGUAGGGACUUUGCAAGAACUGCUCGCUCCUAA
This is a messenger RNA of Cercospora beticola, 510 nucleotides long. NCBI's taxonomy places the organism in Eukaryota, Fungi, Ascomycota, Dothideomycetes, Mycosphaerellales, Mycosphaerellaceae. The record is from RefSeq and is a predicted model, not a curated record.